This is a messenger RNA of Musa acuminata AAA Group (dessert banana), 761 nucleotides long. RefSeq lists its product as uncharacterized. Bases 1 to 444 code for a protein of 147 amino acids. NCBI's taxonomy places the organism in Eukaryota, Viridiplantae, Streptophyta, Magnoliopsida, Zingiberales, Musaceae. The transcript has a single exon. The record is from RefSeq and is a predicted model, not a curated record.
AUGUCGACUCACUUGCGGGCGGGAGAGGCAGCAGCUGGCGCGUUGAGGAAGCGGAAGGAUCGGGAACCGUCCGACUCCCCUCGGGCGCGGUCCCCCGCUGGGCCGGAUCCGGUUCAGCCCGCGCUGGCCCGCGACAACCGGCUCUUGGCUGGGUGCCUGGCGAACGAGUUCCUCACCAAAGGAACCCUCUUCGGGAAACGGUGGGAGCCGAACGGGUCCGAGCCGGAUAACAAGAUGGCUAACGCGGUCUGCCCUGGUUCAGCGGAUAGCGACCCGGACAAGGACAGGGCGAACCCGGUUCGAUCGGGGAGCACGACCGCGGAGCCAGCGCGGUCCAAGCCGCCCAUCGCGUACGCGGAGGUGUCGUACUUGCUGAAGGCGGACGGGGCCCGCAUUCAGGGCGUGGUCAACCCCACCCAACUCGCCCGCUGGCUCCAGAUGUAAGGUGGCGUGACCCGCGUGGCAGCGCACGCAGCUGUUGCUCACUGCUGCAUGCAUGAGGCUGGAAGAGUCGGUGACUGAUGCUGGAGGUGAUGAAUCUGAUCACAAAAAGGAAGGCGUGCAAAUGAUUCUUCUUCUGCAUUGUGUUUUCUCCUUUCAAUUUUUAGCCUCAUGGAUGUUUUCCGAGUCAACAGUAAGGAUUUGGCGUUGUUUUUUGCUUUAGGUUCUUCUCGUUGAGCUGCUGUUCUCUGCUGAAAGAUGUGUUCUUGAGUGACACUGAAUGAAUACGAGUUUGCAAGCCAAACACAAGUCUCAUAUUA